Messenger RNA from Aspergillus pseudonomiae, 1629 nucleotides. Its product is annotated as putative MFS transporter. Gene Ontology annotation, molecular function: transmembrane transporter activity. The coding region runs from base 1 to 1629 and encodes 542 amino acids. NCBI's taxonomy places the organism in Eukaryota, Fungi, Ascomycota, Eurotiomycetes, Eurotiales, Aspergillaceae. Gene Ontology annotation, biological process: transmembrane transport. The transcript is spliced from 7 exons. The record is from RefSeq and is a predicted model, not a curated record.
AUGGCCCCUACUGACGACAUCCUGACUGAUGUCCCAGGAACCGUUUACUUGGUUGACACAUCCGGGAACCUGGCCGAUGCUGCUCACGCGAAUGAUAUUCUCCUGCUCCCCCAGCCAUCAUGUUCCGCAGCUGAUCCUCUAAACUGGCCGAAGUACAAAAAGUACUGGACCCUGUGUCUCAUCUCAGCCUAUGCAUGCGUGAACUCCUUUGGCGAGAACAACUGGGGUGCAUCAUGGACCACUAUCUCCGAUGAGACCGGCGUCAGCCUCGAGAACAUGAACGGCGGCUCCGCCCUCAACUAUCUCAUGCUUGGCUUCUUCAAUAUCAUCUGGAUUCCGACGGCGAUGAAAUUCGGGCGAAAGAUCGUCUACAUCUUGAGUUUGAUAUUUGUCGGCGCGAGUGGUAUCUGGGGUGCGUUUUACGUUGGGACGGGUCAAUAUUAUGUUAUGACGACGAUUAGUGGAAUGGGCACUGCUGCGUACCAAGCCCUGAUUCAGCUUACGAUCUUCGAUACGUUCUUUGCCCACGAACGAGGCCGAAUGAUCGCGAUUUACAUCUUCUUCCAGCAGCUGGGGUCCAUCCUCGGACUUAUCUUGGGCGGAUACAUAUCCGAUGGUAUCGGAUGGAGAUGGAGUAUGCCCAUUGUUGCAAUUGCCUGUGGAGUCCUAAUCUUGUUAUUCAUAUUUACCUUCGACGACACCAUGUUCCCGCGGUACCGCUUCUCAGAAAGAACACCAUCGGAAACCCUGAAAGGCGAACAGAGCUAUGAAGCUCCACCUGAAAUACAAUCUGAGAAGCCUCAGAAAGAGGAGCCCCAUAUGUCAGUGACCCCAAGCAAUGGCGCGGGCGAGGUAGACAUGCCGCCACGGACAUAUUUCCAGAAAAUCGCUCUGGUGCACUACUUCAAGGACGACCAGACGACAUGGUUCCAGUAUUUCCGACGACCGUUCUAUCUCUUCGCGUUUCCCAAUAUCGUCCUAGCUGGUAUUCAAUUCGCGUUCGGAUGCACCGCGGGAAUCGUCUCCUUCAACACCAUCUCAGAGAUCAUGACAGAAGCGCCGUACAACUGGAGCAACGGCUCAACCGGCCUAUUGUUCCUCUCCGCUCUGAUCGGCAGUUUCUUCGGGAUGGGCGUCGGAUCCCUAUCAGAUUGGCUCGUCCUCGUCCUAGCCCGUCGCAACAAGGGCUACAAAGAGCCCGAAAUGCGACUCUGGGCAUACGUAUUUCCGCUAAUAUUUGCCGCCCUUGGGUACUUCAUCUACGGCUGGGGUGCCACGGCAGGAGCGCAUUGGAUGACCAUCGCCGUUGGUUUGUGUUGCAUGAUCGCUCAACAAGUCUCAGCAACUAGUAUCGCGACAGCUUACGCCAUGGAAUGCUUUGACAAGAUCUCCGGUGAACUGGUGAUCGUACUCGCCAUAUGCUCUUCUGUCAUCAAUUUCGCCAUCUCGUUCACUGUGCAGCAUUUCAUUAACGCCACCAACUAUGGCUGGGCUUUCACUUUUUAUGGUAUAUGUGUGGUCCUUUCUAUGGCGAUGGGUGUACCGAUGCUUAUCUGGGGCAAAAGCUGGCGCCGACGGGGCAAGGGGCGUUAUGAGAAGUUUCUGGCAGAGACGGGUCGUCAAUCUUGA